AGUAAACACCACCAACAAUGCCGGGACUUUCGGAUCCAGUUGCGUUCAUUAAGGACUUUGCCGCCGGUGGCAUCUCGGCCGCAAUCUCCAAAACGGCCGUCGCCCCGAUCGAGCGCGUCAAGCUGCUGCUACAGGUUCAGCACAUCUCGAAGCAGAUCGCCGAGGCCGACCGUUACAAGGGCAUGGUCGAUUGCUUCGUGCGCAUUCCACGCGAGCAGGGCUUCUCCGCCUUCUGGCGUGGUAAUCUCGCCAACGUCAUCCGUUACUUCCCGACCCAGGCACUUAACUUCGCCUUCAAGGACAAGUACAAGCAGGUGUUCCUCGGCGGUGUUGACAAGAACACCCAGUUUAUGCGCUACUUCGUCGGUAACCUGGCGUCCGGCGGUAUGGCCGGCGCUACCUCUCUGUGCUUCGUCUACCCGCUUGAUUUCGCCCGUACCCGUUUGGCUGCCGAUGUCGGCAAGGGUUCGGAAGCGCGUGAGUUCAAGGGUCUGGGCGAUUGUAUCUCGAAGAUCUUCAAGACUGACGGUCUGGUCGGUCUGUACCGAGGUUUCGGUGUAUCCGUCCAGGGUAUCAUCAUCUACCGUGCUGCCUACUUCGGCUUCUACGAUACUGCCCGUGGUAUGCUGCCGAACCCGAAGACUACACCAUUCUACGUUAGCUGGGCCAUCGCUCAGGUCGUGACGACCGUCGCCGGCAUUGUGUCCUAUCCCUUCGAUACCGUCCGUCGUCGCAUGAUGAUGCAGUCGGGUCGCGCCAAGUCCGAGAUGGUCUACAAGGGCACGCUCCACUGCUGGGCCACCAUCGCCAAGCAGGAGGGUAGCGGCGCCUUCUUCAAGGGUGCCUUCUCGAACGUGCUCCGUGGUACUGGCGGUGCAUUCGUGCUGGUGUUGUACGAUGAAAUUAAGAAGCUUCUGUAAAUCCUCUCCCUAC
Messenger RNA from Anopheles maculipalpis, 933 nucleotides. Its product is annotated as ADP,ATP carrier protein 2. Gene Ontology annotation, biological process: mitochondrial ATP transmembrane transport; mitochondrial ADP transmembrane transport. The record is from RefSeq and is a predicted model, not a curated record. The transcript has 3 exons. Gene Ontology annotation, cellular component: mitochondrial inner membrane. Gene Ontology annotation, molecular function: ATP:ADP antiporter activity. Lineage: Eukaryota; Metazoa; Arthropoda; Insecta; Diptera; Culicidae. Bases 18 to 920 code for a protein of 300 amino acids.